UCCUGCCGGAAAAGAGUCUGGGGAAUGCAAGGCUCCAAUACAAACGGUGUCCUUCCGAUUGGAUUUGCAGACAGUAUUCGCAAAGCCGGGUGCCUGUUUCUGAAUUCGACGCUUGGAGCGGUUGAGGGUCUCUCCGAAGUGAAGGAUCUCGCAGGGAUCGACACGAGCCGCAUAUUCGCCUUCGAUGGACGGCAUGCAGCGAUAUUGGUGACAGAAGAUUGCACUCGGGUAUUCUGCCAACAAAUUUCAGCCGGCCUCUACGAUUUAGGAGUGUCCAUCGAGCCAAGACCUGACUGGCAAGACAUCCUUGAUGCAGCUGCAUCAUCUCUCAUUCCGGAUGGCGUGGGUAGUAACGCGUGCGGAGCCGUCGGCGGAAUGGAACCGCUAUUCAACGCGCUACCCUUGUGGGCAUCUGUGGUGCAUGUGGCGCCACAUCGGGUUUCAGUUCACCAACGCAGCUCUGACGGCGUCACGGAUGGCGUGGCUUUUCAACACUCCCUCGUAAACGGAGAUGGCGGGCUUGUCUCAACGGCGAAGGAAGAAAUGUACCACAACAGCGUUCAAGAUGCAUUCGUCAUUUUUAACACCCAUCCUUCCGGUUCUACGAGGUUUGUUGAACAUUCUCAAGCGUUGACGAGUGGACACACCCGUUCUUCCGAAGCACGCCGCAUGGUGCCCAAGAAGACCUCGCCACCCAGGCGCAAGAGGAAGGAUCCGAAUCGUCCGCGUGGCUAUGUCAGUGCCUUCAACUUCUUCGUCAAGGACAAGCGAUCAGCCUACGUUCGGGAUGCGCAGGGGGUUUCUCCCGGAAACAACAAUGAAGUGAACAAAAUGCUUGGUCAGGCUUGGAAAGAAUUAACCACCGAAGAGAAGAACUGUUAUCAAGCGCGGUCAGACGUGGACAAGUGUCGCUACCUGAAGCGUGGGAUAACGCCUUUUGGUCGCAGCCGCGGAAUACGUCGGUAG
Molecule: messenger RNA, 966 nt
Organism: Ectocarpus siliculosus
Lineage: Eukaryota; Phaeophyceae; Ectocarpales; Ectocarpaceae
Source: the annotation of a GenBank genome assembly